Molecule: messenger RNA, 9739 nt
Organism: Dufourea novaeangliae
Lineage: Eukaryota; Metazoa; Arthropoda; Insecta; Hymenoptera; Halictidae
Product: A-kinase anchor protein 9-like
Biological process (GO): signal transduction
Molecular function (GO): molecular adaptor activity
Source: RefSeq, a predicted model, not a curated record
CGAAAACGGUGUGCAACGGUCAAACGAUUCACGGUGAGACGAUUUGAGGCACAUGGUUUGAGAUGUAGUGGAUGACAAUUAGACCGCUAGUCGUUCGAUAAUUAGUAAUUAAGAUCGUCUACUAUUGUUGGCCGAUUAUUAAGCGAUCGUCGAUUUGAUUUUAUUAAUGAAAUGAACAAACCGACGGACGAUGAAGAACGCAGAAGACGCUCAUUGGAGGCAGGCAGAGAGAUGUUGGAGAAGUACAAGGCGGAAAGAGUCAGUAAAGCCAGAGGUGCGGGUCACAGUCAAACGGAAGAAGUGUCGGAUGAAGAAUCUUUUCACAAUGACAAAUCUAUUGGUCAUAAAGAGUCUUAUGUGCACGAGGGUGUUUCAUCAAGAGACAUGACACAAAGUAGCGUCAGUAUGAGUGAAGGAGAAGCAGAUGGUGACCUGGAAGGACUUGCCGGAAGAGUGGCUCAGCUGGAAGAAUUAUUACAAGGAAAGGAAGCCAUAGUUGAGGCUUUGCACGCCGAGAUUGACCACUUAAGAGCCGAGGCUUCAUCCCCUAACUCUUCGCAAAGUCAAAAUAGUAGUAUACAAGGCAGAGAUAUUAUAUCGUUAUAUCAUACUAAGUUGCAGGAGUUUGAAAAAGCAAUAAAUAAACGGGAUAACUUGAUAGAAGAAUUGACGUGGUCGUUGCAGCAAGCAUUGUCCGCGCGGGAUAAUCUUGUUGGUCAAUUGAAUUCUUUGAAUGCCAUACAUAUUUCUAAUAAAGAUGCACCUUGUACAGUAAAUAGUGCAAAUUUACAAGAUAAGAUCGACAGCAUGGAAAACACAUUGAGCGAACAGAGAUCGAUAAUACAAAAACUGAACAGUCAGCUGAUUCAAACCCAGGAACACGUGCAGACGUUAGAAUUGGAGAAAGAAACACGAAACGCCGAGAUCAACGACUACAAAUUACAGAUAAACAAUUUGAACGAACAGAUUCGAUUGGGUGCAGCUGACAAGAACUUGAACAUCGCCGAGACGUUGGAGCAGCAGAAGCAAUACGAGGCGCGUGUCGAUAAAAUCAAACAGGAUAUGCAACAUAUUUUAGAGAAAUUCACGACUGAAACGAACGUGAACACUGCGCGUCAUCAACAGGAAUUGAAGGAUUUGGCUGUGAAACACGAAAUGGAAAUAAUGAACAUACAAGAGAAAUACGAAGAAAGAUUGAACCAAUUGAAAGACGAGAAUAAGUCGUUUGCGGAUCGUUUGAACAAAGACUUGCCAGAUUUGGAGACCAGACACGCCAAAGAACUAUCUAUAUUUCAGGCUCAAAUGGGCCACUAUAAAAAAACCGUCGAAGCUUUGAAGCUAGAACUGAUGAACCGAUCGGAGUCUCAGCACAUUGCUCAGGCCGAGCUGAAUCACUACCAGACAAAGCUGAACGAGCUGAAGGUUCAGUCUGAGAAAGCACGUCACGUGCAGGACUUGGAUCAUCAGAAGGAGAAGGAAAUGCUGAGCGAACAGAUCACGCUGCAUAAAUUGCAAUUAGAAGAGAUGACGUCGAAAUACGUUGCUGCGACUGCGAUUCUGGAAUCGAAAGAGAGCAUGGAACGUUCCUUGGAGCAAGCGUUAACGAACGCCGCGACAUUGAAGGACGAGAACGACAGUUUGAAAUUCAAACUGGACGAUUUAUCGUCCAGAUACUCGGUGGCCCAGUCGCUGAUCGAGAACAGUCAACAGCAUGAACGGACACUGAGCAACAGAAUCUUCGAUCUGGAGAAGUCCUUGUCCAGGGUCAGCGGUAUAAACGUCAGUACAUUGAGUGAACUGAACGAGACCACUUACCAGACGUUGGACGAAGUGGCGAUACAGUUUCAAUUGACAAAGCAGAAGCUCGAGGAGAAGGCAGAGUUCGAGAAGCUUCUGGUCAAUAAAAUCGAGGAUCUCGAGGAUGACGUUCGGAGGACGAAAGAGGAGCUGGAGCAAGCAAAUCUGACCAAGAAAUCCUACGAGAAACAACUGAAGGACAUGAAGAACAGCUGUGAUAAAUACAAAUCCGAGCUGUCUUCAUUGAGGAAGCACGAGCUGGAUGGUCAGAGUGCUCAGGCUAGUCAGAUCAGUGAUUUAUUACAGAAAACUGAGGAGGACAAGCAGGAGAUAAAAAAACUGAAGGUAAUUCUGGAACGGAAGGAGGCAGAGCUAACAGAAUCUGUGAGACAAGUGCAUGAUUUUUCGGAGAAAUUCAAAAAGUCUGAGGAGGAGUGUCAACAGCUGAAAAGUGGAUUGGCCACGGCAUGGGCUCAGUGCACAGAGAUGGAAGAGAAAUUGAAUCAAACGUUGGUGUUGAGCGAGAGUAAACUUGACAUGUCGGUACCAUCGUCCAGCUGUAAUAGUACCUUGACAAAGCAAGUGAAAGUUAUACACGACCAGUGCACAGACACAAAUAGAAUGUUCUACGAGAACAAGGAAGAGCUAGAAACCACAGCAUCGUUGCAGGCAAAGCUUGCAUCAGUCUCAGAGGAGAAUGAAAGAUUGUUGAAGGAGUUUGAACACUUGGAAGAUAAACAGGUUGAUUAUAAUGAGAUCAAGGACAAAUUGAAACACUAUUCCACUCUGGCUGAGAACUUGGCAACUGAGCAACAUCGUAUGGAAGGUGAGAACCAAUCCAUGAGGAAGGAACUUGGAACUGUACGUUCGCUUCAAGAAUCAGUGAAUCAGCUGAGAGCAGAGAAGGAAUCAUUACGGAAGGAGAUAGAUGCACUUGUUUGCGUUCAUGAUGAGCAGAUAAGCGCGAUAAAGGCUGAAACAGCGUCAGAGAUCAGGAAAGUUCAGUCCUUGGCGUUGGGCGUGAAAGACGGUACCACGGAACUGCACGAGCUGAAAACUGAAUUGGAGAAGCGUCACGCGAAGGAAAUGGAGGAGCUACGGACCUAUUUCGAGCAAAAGUGUCUCUUGAUGGAGAAGCAGUAUUCAGAAGAAAUAUUCAGCCAGCAAUCGAAGAAAAUGUCUGACAAUGACAGCGAAAUAGCUGACCUGACGGAAGGCUUAUAUUUUGGAGGCGCUGGGGAUUGUCUGAAUGCUUCUAACCUCUCUGAACGCAGCUCAAGGGUCGGUUCUCCAUUAGGGGAUGAACAGUCGAAGCACAAUAGUAAUGGUCUCAGUAGGUCUGAACUGGAAAUGACCAUGAAGGCGUUGCAACAGGAAUUGCAGAAUAAGAUAAUAGAAGUGCAAGAGGUGAAAUUACACUAUGAAAAAGCAUUGACUGAACAGAAGAGCAAGUACGAAAGGGAACUAUGCAAUAAACAGGAAACACAGACGCAUGAAUUCUUGCGAAACGUAGUGAAUCAGCAUUGUCAAACAGAGUGGGAUGCGGGUGCGUUGGAAAACGGUGAAUUAACUCAGCUGCGAGCGGCCUACAACCAUCAAUUGGAAGAGCAGAUCGCGCUAGCUAAAUUGGAUAUUGUCAAUGCACUUCAAGAACAGAUUCAGGCUCUCCUGUCGGUCGAGUCAGAGGUGGAAGACAAUCUGUCACCAGAGUUGUUGGAGUUACGCGAUAGACUCACUGGGAAUGCAAAACGCGAGAUGCAGUUGCUUCAAGAGACUCAUGCCACGGAAGUGCAACGACUGAAGGACGAGUAUUCACGAAAUGUCGCCAGAAUGAUAGAUCGCCAUCAGGAAGAGCUGAAUAAAAUUAGAGACACUGCUCCGGAUCUUGACAAGAAACAAGAUUCAAACAAAAUCUUGCCUCCUGACAUUCUGGCGGAGAGGAACAGCUUACGCAGAACAUGUGGCACCCUUAAGAUCCUGAUCGAGGAAUUGGUGAAGUACUUUGUCAUAUGCGAAGAAGAAGUGAACAAUACUGUCAUCACUGAGGUGCUCAAAAGGCAAUUCUCCGAUAGUAUUAUUAACGAAAAGACGCUACAUACCGAAGAAGUCGAGAAAUCGCAGAACGAAGCAUACAAUCCUAACUUAAAUGUAUCAUCACCGAAGAUCAAGCGAGUCCACUUUGCUCCGCAGACCAUUGAAAUAAUAUCGAUCAUAAAUAGUGAUAACGAGACAUUAGAGAACACCCUGGGACACGAUAUUAUCACGGAAAAAUUGAAGCAAGAACUGAACAACUGCGUGCGACGUUUGAAGUCCGAGAGCGCUGAAAUUCUGGGUGUCUCGUCCGCUAACGUUGGUGGUCAGCGUAGCUCUCUCGCGAAAGACGUCACGUGGAUCAGUAAAGCGAACGAAGAGUUAAAGUCAAAGCUACACGAGGCGGAGUCCCUGAUCAUGAGCUAUGAAGAGGAGAUGGAGCAAUUGAAAGUCACUGUCAUUGACCUUCAGAGAAAGUUAAUUAGUGUGGAGAACAAGAAAGAGAUCAUUACCGAGGGUUACGGAGAGAAUGAUGACGUUGGCACUGAAGUUACGUUGCAAGACUUUUCAUUAUUGCAAGAAAAAGCGAGGCAUGUGCUAUCCAACGGUGGUGGUGACUCUACAGACCUGUUGCAGCUGAUCGAAGAACUGUGCAGGCAAAGCGACAAGUUAAUGGAAGAUGCAAGGAAAGAGAAGGAGGACCUACAGCAACAGCAGGUGCAUUUAGAAUCUACUCCUCCCCCAUACAUUCACAGGGUUUGCCGUCGCAAGAUCGAAGCAGCGGACAAACAAUUGAAAGCUACUCGAAGAUUCUUGGACGAGCAGGCAAGCGAAAGGGAAAUCGAACGUGAUGAGGCCGCGAAGCAAAUACAUAUUUUGCAGGAACAGCUUAAAGAACGCGAACGCGAAAAGGAAAGAGACCUACGUAUCACAUCGGAGUCCACACUAUCACCUGAACCAACCUCAGAGGUCCCUGUGCUUCAAGCAUCUGACAUCAGUGCAGCUGUGGAGGCACUCGAGUCGCAGAUGAGGGAAAUGUCCUCCCUGAUGUCUGACACAGAGGCAAGGAAAACAGAAACUGAGAGUGAACUGAAAGCAGCCAUCGACAAGAUCUGGGUCCUCAGGGAUAUCAUCACCGAUCUGGAGCAACAGCUGCAAAUCAAGCUGGACGCCGUGAAAAUGGGUAGCGAGAGCAAACACCUGAACGAGCAUAUUAAUCACUUGCAGGAGGAAUUGAGGAAGCACAAAUUGAGCUCGGAACAGUUCAACGUGAAUUCAGCCGCGUUGAAGCAGAUGAAAACGGAGCUUCGCGAGAUGCAGAAUCACUUGGACAAGAGGAUCAAAGACCUGGAAUCAGUUCACAUGUGCAGCUCGAACCUGAGCUUGAGUCAACCCAGCGAAGACGUUUCGAUUAGAGAACAGAUAGACGCAUCUCGAUGUCCUACUCCAGAUGAUCCUAAUUCACCACCGAUGUUGCCUCUAGACCAGCUGCUCAAGCUUAAGGAGAAAAUGGUGAAGCAAGCCAGAGCCGAAGAGGUUGCCUUCAAGAGGAUUAAGGACCUAGAGAUGCAGGUGGCUGCUCUGAAGAAUCAGAACGAGGAGCUGCAGGCGGAACAGGAGAUACUCCAGCAAACAACAUCUGAACAAUUGUUCCAGAUCGAGGCGAUGCGUGGCCGUUUGGAGCAGCACAAACAGAGCGCCCCGUUCGCCCAGCGACAGGCGACGUCCCGUUUGGAGUUGCAGCUUCACGAGGCGAACGCGAAAUUUCAGUCCCUGGAACGAACCAUAGCGGACAGAGAUCUGGAACUAAAGGAUGUCCACAGUCAAUUGGACAGGGUGAAUCAGUUGCUGCAGGAGAAGGAGACAGAGAUUGCGAAUGUCGUGCAGGUAGAGAGCGCUACCAUUCAGAAAUUGAAAGAACACCUGGAAGUGGUCGAGGAGGAGAAGAGGAUUCUGCUGGCGAAGCUUGGCGUCCAAGAACACGCUCAGUUGGAGCUGCCACGGUUGAUCGACAGCAUGCUGGCUGAUAAGAACGAGGAAUUAGAUCACCUGAAGGAACAGUUGUCGAAGAAGGAGAAACAAUUGGACUUGUACUCGUCGUUGAACCUGGACGAAACGCAGCUAAGGGAGCUGAUACGGCAAACGGAACCGAAGAACAGCGCUCGCACCUUGAGCGAUAUUUUGUCUAUUCAUUCAGAGUGUGAGGAAACUGCGGAAGCCAUUCGUGGAGUAAAUGCUACUCAAACGUUGCCCAACACGUCCGUUUUCAAAGUCCCCACGCCGUUCAGUUCAGUCAGAAUCGAGGACGACUCACCUGGGCCUUUGGUGGAUACCAGCAAGAUGGGAGUGCAAGUGCCCCCGUUGGAUCUAGGGUCUCAUAGUUUGUCGGCCACGUACAAUCAGCAAUCGUUGGUCAUGGAUUUAUUGUACAAUGGAAUGGAAUCUGGAACCUCGGAGAACAAUGCCAUCACGGAUGAGACGGAUAGAGUCUCAGAGUCUAGGCCAGAUUGCUCUGGAACGCAAGAACCUUUGGAGGGGUCUGCUGGUAAAAAUGAUGGCGGUAGGUCGCGAGUCACUUCCAUUAAGACCACUCAGACUUCUAUCAAUGAGUCGAUCAAGGAGAUACAGAACUUGGAAAACCAGCUGGGAAUCGUUAGGGAGGAGCUGCAGACGAAGUCAGUGCUUUUGGAGAAACGUGAAUCGGAUUUGUUGACCCUGCAGAAAUUGUACAAUGAACUGCAGGAGAGCGUGGGCUCGAUGGCUACCGAAAAAUGCUUCUAUCAGAACCAGUACGAACUGUCGAAGGCGUCCGAGAGCAAGAUAAAGCAGGAUCUGCAAGAGGUGGAGAACGUUCUGAAGUUGAGAAGCGAGGAGAUACAGGAGCAGAAGAGCAAGAUGCAGGUGAACGAGAAGAUCAUAAUGGAGUUGAAUUCAGAGAAUACCAGGCUAAAGGAUAAUAUGAGGGAGAAGGAGCAGGAACACGCGAAGAGGUGCAGUGCAUUGGUGCAGGAGAACAUAAAGGAGUUGGAGACUUUAAGGGAUAGAAUUUUGGAGAAGGACAAGCAGCUGUACGAGUCCAGAACCAGGAAUCAGUCGUUGAAACAAGAGAUUCUGGAGUGUCAGAGCGAGAUACAGCGACUGUCAGAGGGUUUGAAUAACCGAGAUCAGACUAUCAGACGACUGGAGGAGAUGGUCAGACGUAUCAGUCUCUCAGGUGCGUCCUCACCAUCCAAUGAGAAGGACGAGGAGAUCCAUCAUCUGCAGGAAUAUUUGAAGGAAAAGGACAAGGUCAUACGACAGAUGAGCGAUGACAGUAAGAGCCUGCACAGAGCUUUGGAGACCAUACAGAACAAGAUGAAGGAAUCUGGUAACGUGGUGGAGCUCAGAAGGAAGCUGAAGGAGGAACAGAAACUUGUUGCUGAAUUAAGGAACACAGUGGACAUACUGAGCAAGGAAUUGUCAGACUUAAAAUUGGCUGUUCAAAGGUCACAGGACGACACCGACAUCGAGGAUAUGGUGCAGCGAGAGCUGAAUCUGUCGGCGCACCUAGACAGGCAAAUUAUGAACGCCAUUGAAAGCGACCAAGAGGAGGAGGCGGGCGCGUGUCGCGUAGAGAGGCAGGUUCACAGGAGCACAAACAAGGAGAGAGAACGAGUACAAAGAAGUAGCGAAUUAAAUCUGCAAUUGACCCAGGCGAAUAAGAUCAACGAUGAGUUGAAGAAACUGAAAGACGAUUUGGAGAUUGAAAGGGGCAUGCUCAAGUGCCAGAUCGCGGAGUACGAAGGUCGGAUCUUCCAGCUGAAGUCGGACCUAACGGAGGAGUGUAAGAAGGUUAAGAAAUUGAACGAGGAACUGGUGUCCGAGAAGAAUUUGGUCCGUAGUCUGAGGAUCCAACUGGAGAAGGAGCACAGAUCAAUGCAGUCAGGUCAGAUGCAGGACUCGGAGCUGAUCGAGUUCCUGCAGAACAAGCUGAAGACGUCUCUGGACAAUGAAGGAAAAUUACGCAAUGAUCUGUCGUCGUUGAGACAGGAACACAAGAGCCUUGAGAUACAAUUAAGCUUGAUGAAGGAGCAUGUACAGUCCCAGAAGUCGGAGGAAUUACCAAAGCUUGCGGAUCUUUUGGAAUCUGAAAGGAAGAAGUACUUGUCACUGAUGGAGAACUUCGAGAAAGAGGAGCGUAAUAAUGCGGAACUGAAGGACACCUUGAGGAAACUGCAGACGGAGAAGAGCCGAUUGGAGAAGCAGUUGGAAAUGGAGGUGGAGGAGAAAGAGAAAAUGAUAAGUAGCCUGGCGCUUAUCGAGGGAAUCAAAGACCAUCUGCAGACGGAUCUGAGCCGUACCAAAGAGGAACUGAAAGAUUGCGAAGCUGAAUGUGAGUGGCUUCAGAAGAGGAUCAAGACUAUGACCGACGCGGAGAAUCGAAGGCAGGAGCAGAGGACCACCGAGCAUAAUGAGCUUAAGGGAUUGAGGAGGGAAAUCAAUAAUGCUAGAGAAGUUAUGGUGGAUUUGGAGGCUGACAUGAAACAGUCGAAGAGAGAACUGACAGAGGCUGUGGAACGUGAACUGAAGCUGGCUGAGACCCUGGAGUCCCUGAAGGAAAGGGAAACCGAUCUGCUUAAGAAAUUGUUCGUCGCCAAAGAUGAGGAGAAGAAGCUGAAGAGUAUGAUCGCCGAGUUGCAACAGGAUCUGAGAUCGUCCGCGGAAAGGGAAUUGGAAUUGGCAAAGCAAAUGAAAAGCAGAUACAGCAGCGAUAAGACUACACCCACUAAACUUCUGCAGAAAAUCAAGUUUCAAGAAAAACUUGUGAAAGCGUUAGAAGAUAAAGAGCUGCUUGGUCAACGAGUGAAAUUAUUGGAAGCUCGUCUGAAACGAGGCGUCGACUCUCACGAUGUGAACGCAUUACGUGGAUUGGGGGAUGAUUACACGGACAAGUUGCUGCACUUCUAUGGAAAGUACAUGAGAGCAGACAGCAGACGGAAGGCAUUGACAUACCAGAAACGUUAUUUGUUGACGAUAGUCGGCGGUUAUCAGAUCUCAGAGGAGAACACGUUGUCUAUAUUGGCCCAGUUAACGAAAGAGCAACGAUCUUACGCCACCGUGGGUCGCCACAAGAAAUCGCCGAGAGUACGUUUCAAGAGUGUAGCGUUGGUUCUUAUCAGUAUACACAGAAUGAAGUGGUUAAUUGUAAGAUGGAGCAUCGGUAGACGUAUAGGUGCUAAAACAUUGUUGUGGAACGUGGAUCAGUCGUACGUGUCGGUGCCGAAAGUUACUAUGAACCAUUCGCCUCCUGUUCGAGAAAGACCUCCUACAAACGAGGAUGGGAUUUUUGAUGGAUUCGCGCUUGAACAGUAUUAUCAACGAUUAAGGAAUAUUCAGCAGACAUUAGGUUUAGCGAUGGCGGAAUCUGGAAGCCGUCAGAUUCAUCCCGAAUAGUAUUAUCACCCAUCUAAGUCCAUUAAACUUGAAGACACAAGCAUGAAACGUACUCUGAGACUGUGAUUGAAGUAUCACGUUGUUUGUUUAAAUGCAACGGUUGGGCCUGAAUGGGGAUUGCCAUUCCCAAAAUAGGAAUACUCGAACUCAACCAGAAAAAUAUUGUUGGAAUUUUGAUCGUUUUGUGAUGUGUAUUUUUCUUUUUACAGAGUGUAAAUAAGAGUUUUAGCAUAGAAACUGCAAUUGUUCAACACGCGUUAAGUCUUCGCACUGAUUACACUGUACUGUGUGCUACUAUUUACGUUUUAGUACUAUGAUUUUAAAUGAUUUAGAGGAGACGAUAAUGAUAGUGUUAAAAUAACCGUGCUCAUAUAUCAUGUUUUACCAAAGGUACGAUAGAUUUUUAUUUUUAAUUGUACUGUUAGACCUUCUAAGGAUGCGAAACUGUGCCUUGUAAACUAUAAAUAUAAUUGUCUAG